Meyerozyma guilliermondii ATCC 6260 is the source of this 528-nucleotide messenger RNA. RefSeq lists its product as uncharacterized. The transcript has a single exon. The record is from RefSeq and is a predicted model, not a curated record. Lineage: Eukaryota; Fungi; Ascomycota; Pichiomycetes; Serinales; Debaryomycetaceae. The coding region runs from base 1 to 528 and encodes 175 amino acids. Gene Ontology annotation, biological process: mitochondrial electron transport, NADH to ubiquinone.
AUGGUGUUGGGCGAUAUCUCUAUAGGAAGACACCAAUGGGAAAACCAGGACAAAAACCCAUUGCCUCUGGAUAUUCCAGACGUGGAUGAAGUGGGCGCUACUUCGGCACCUCUUCUUUCCGCUUCGUAUUUUAUCGGCGCAAAAUGCAAGCCUUUUAAUGAUGAUUUUAUGAUGUGUAAGGAUGAAAAUAAUGGUGGAACUGUGGAGUGUUUGAAAGAGGGCCGCCGGGUCACGCGCUGUGCCAUCUCUGUGUUGAAAGAUAUAAAUAAAUACUGUUUUGAUGAGUUCAAAUUGCAUUAUGACUGUUUGGAACAAGAAAAUCACCGGUUGGGUCAUUGCCGAAGCUCGGAAGCUCUUCUUAACAAGUGUGUGUUCCAGAACUUGAAACUCGAGAAAAAGAUCCCCGGAGUCGAAAAACAAAUCUUUUUGAACGAAAAUCCAAUUUUUCAAGGCACUUCCAAAGACAAGGCCAAUGUGGCCGAGUUUGUCCGUGCACGCGAGCAGAAGAACACUGCUGAUAACGCAUAG